This is a messenger RNA of Acanthoscelides obtectus, 3699 nucleotides long. Lineage: Eukaryota; Metazoa; Arthropoda; Insecta; Coleoptera; Chrysomelidae. The record is from the annotation of a GenBank genome assembly.
GCCGUGUCCACCCUGCUAUCGAUCUCUCAACCUCCAACCCCCAGCGGAAUAAUCAAUACUUUUCCACUCCUUAUUCUACGACACAUAAAUGCAACCACUACCCUCCAAUCGUUCAUCGUAAACAAAUUAUCGCUGCUCGUCCAUAAUUGAAAGUAUCGAGGAUUGAGUAGGAUGUAAAAGUAGUGCCUGGUGGAUAUGGAGACGAGCAAGAGAGAUGUGAGUGCUACUAAGGGCACCAGAGGGCCCUUCGUGCCUUUCUACGAACCUCCGCAGCAAAGAAAAACCAGCGCUGAAAUUAUCAACGAGGCCAGGCUAGCUAUCAGGGAAUCCCAAAUGGGUGAAAACAGCUUUGCUCCGACGAGCAUAAAACCUAUUCAGACCCAACGACCUUUCACACCAAGGGACAAGGAACGGCUUUUGUUCGGCGAAAAGACCAAAACCAAUAGGCCACCUAGUUCUUUCAGCCUCCGGUACCUCCAAAAUGAAACCGACCUGCCUCAAACCCCUCCAGACAACAGCCUGCUAGCCUGCUCUACAAUGGUUACCUCAAAGUCCCUGAUUCCUUCUGCGAAGGGCAGAAGCAAAUCGUUAAAACACCAAAGGUCCAACUCAUUGACUGAAAUCAACGACACCAUCUUCAACAUCGCUGUCAAAGAUCCGGCUCAACAUAAAAUGAAGUUACCUUCUCUAGGGACAACUUGUAGACCGCUUCAGAAGAGGAAGGUGUUUCUGAAUACCACUUCUUUGGAUAAUCUUCCAGAAGAAACAGAACCAGUGGACCAACCAAAACCAGGAUCUCGCAACGCUUUCAGUUCGCCGCAAGAGUCAACGGAAUACACAAAAUCAGAAAACGUCUUUGAUCGGCCGUCUAACAGACAAACACUCUCGCAAUGCUUGUUAUUGGAGCCCCAGAACUUGGAAAAGAUCUUCGACAACAGGCAUAUCGUGGAAAACUCUCAGACGCUUUUCUUAAGAUCAGAUCAGAAACGAGAAAGGAAUUUAGAAGACGUAUUGGAUGACCUGAACAAUGAACAUGGAAAAAGCGGAAAUGACAAGAAGAUUGUUUCUCUACUUGAAGAGCUGUACAAAUUUAUGGAAAAGGACAACCCGAUGAAUAAAAAAGUGCCUUCAAAACUCAAGGUCAAAAUACUCAAGUGCUUAUACAGAUUCGUGGAGUCUCAGAACGAACAUAUUCUGAUAAACAUAGCGAAAGUCAUUUUAUCGCUAAAAGUUACAGGCAAUAAUCUGAGUGGGGUCUGCAAGCUUAUUUUCAAGCUUGCGAAGAAUGAUAAAAAUGACCAACUAUUCUUCCAGAAAAACCUAUUAGAAUUGUUUUUGGACGCUUUGGGCAGAUCCAGUCCGCUGGACGACGCUGAAGCGUGUGUAUAUGGUUAUGGUGCCGUAAAAUUCCUCACGAUGAAUCCUAAGUUGCAAGAGAAAAUCUUGGGACUAGGAAUACUGCAACUUAUGGUUUUACACGUCAAAAUCAUCAAUGUAGCGAAAUCAGAAAAAAGCACAAUGCCGGAACAGACAACUCAUGUUCUGUUCCAACUUACUGCAGCGUUACGAAAUUUGGUGUCAGAGGAACUUGUUUAUGAUACCUUCAUAUCAUUUGGUACCAUACCUCAACUAUGUCAGACAUUGGAGUUGUUUUUCUCGGAUGUGGAUAUCGUCACCAAUAUAUCCAGGACACUAAGCACAAUAUCAACGAAUGAGUGCUGUUGUGACAGUAUAGUGGACUAUAAGAACAUUUAUAAGUUAUUUAUAAGAUUAUUCGAAGAGUACGCAGGAAAUGAAGAAAUUAUUGUUCGUCUGACUUACACGUUAGGAAAUAUAGUGGCAAAGAUUGAUAAUACAAGAGUAAAGUUCUACUACCAAGACAACUCAAUUGAUAGCUUGUUGAAUCUGUGGAAAAUCUAUUUAGAACGAACACUCCACAACUGUUCGCUUAAAGCGGAGAGUGAUAAUGAAUUUAACAGCAACCCCGAAGAUGUCAUGAUUAAGAUAAUUCGAGUUAUCGCAAACAUGGUGAUAAACCCAGAGAUCGGGAAAGCACUGAACGACCAAUACGGAAACAAAAUAAUAGAGGAAAUACUCAAGGUGCUUAUAAGCAACCCGUUCAAGAAAAACGAAGAGUUAGUGCUGUCCAUACUAAGCACACUGAACAAUCUUUCGUAUUACUACACCAGUGAAAUGGAAAUUGACAUUUUCCACAUUAAACAGAUUGACAUAGUUGAAGCUAUUACAGAAUUCGCAAGGUCUAAAAACAAAGAGUCAGUUAUUGAGACCAUGAGGAUACUAGGUAAUCUGUCCAGAUCAAAGAUUACGAGAAACUAUGUUUGUGAAACGGAAAUCUUUGAAAUUCUACUGAACCUGCUAGAUAAAGCUGAUCCCACUUUACUGAAAACAACCGUCGGAGUGUUCGUAAACCUUAUGUCAGACAAUCGCGCCCGAAUAUUGUUCAAGACGAAAAAAGGAGUAGACAAACUCGUGUGCAUUUUGAACAAUUUCUGCGACUCGGAUUGGUUACUGGGCAACCUCGUCUGUCAAGUGCUCUGGAACUACUGUAUCGACACGAUAGAUCUGCACGAGCUGUUUUCGGAAACGGAGAUUCACAAGUUGCUGAUUAUAUUAGCGGAUUGCCUCGACGAAGAGAAGCUGUUCGGGAUUGAAGAAAACAUGGACGACACUGACAUUUUCAUGACGCAAGAAUACCUGAUCUGGGAGGAGUUCGCCAGUGUAGCCACUAAUCUACUAGAAAAAAUUGAAUACUUUUUAGACACUUUUGACCAAAUAAACUUAGAUGAGAAAAAUGAGACAAACAGCAAACAGACCAAAGAUUCUAGCACCAAUCUUAGUUUCGCUGCAUGGUGAAUUUUGUGAUACACAGGGUAAACAUUAUAUUCAAAAAUUAUACAGAGUAAAAUUCUUAUAUCUUUGUUGUAUUUGUAAAAAUGUUUAAAUUCAUACCACCCGUAUUCUUUGAUCACUGACAGUGAUGAGACGUGGAUAUUCUGUAAAGUCCAAGCUACCAAUAUUGAAUGAACGUAUCUAGGUAAUUUUUAGCUGGAUUGACAGAUCACUAAAGAGUGUACAGCAAGUAACUACCCGUGACCAGUCAAUUCUAGUCAAAAGUGGCGUGCCUGCCACUGAAAUAAAAAAAUUGGAUUUAUAGAAUAUGAACUUCUGCAUCAUGGAUGAUUUCAACUUGGUUAGUUCGAAAAAUUACAGCUAUUAUUUGAUUGAAAUUUAAAUCUCAACAUUUCAUUUAUUUGGCCAAAUUGCAUGUUACACGUACAGUACUUACAACUGUGUAUGCCAUAUUAUAUCUGUUUUAUAUAAGGUAAAGGUACUAUUCCUCACAGGGACAGCGACAGGAGCGAACAACUGGCUACCGCACUGAUAGAGAAAACAUCUCUCUAUACAGGGUGUUUCAAAAAGACGUGCUAAUACUUCUGGGCUAGAAAGAACAUACAAAAGUGGCAGGAAAGGUUCCUAUUAAUAUGGGUCCAAAGAUGCUUCCAUACCGAGAUACGGGGUGAUGAAGUUUUAUUUACGAAAUAAAAAGAAUAUAUAUAUAAAAUUAAAGCUUCCGCCUUUUGUUGGGUACUUCGACAAAAUUUAAGCAAAGGGGACUCUUUAUACUUUUUUUAAUUCUCUCUAGCUUUCAAUGGACUUUGCCAUCAUCAUCAUGAGCUG